This is a messenger RNA of Rotaria sordida, 149 nucleotides long. The record is from the annotation of a GenBank genome assembly. NCBI's taxonomy places the organism in Eukaryota, Metazoa, Rotifera, Eurotatoria, Philodinida, Philodinidae.
GAGCCAUUUGUGGCUAUAGUAAAACAUCAUUAUUGGCUUAUUCUGAUAAUAUGGAUUCAACAAAAUAUUGUGAAGUUUUAAAGAAUCAGUUAAUUCCAUUAAUUAAACGAUUAUCAAAAGAAAAAAAUACACAUAUCAAUGUGAUUUAG